Cavia porcellus (domestic guinea pig) is the source of this 936-nucleotide messenger RNA. Its product is annotated as olfactory receptor 8K5-like. Gene Ontology annotation, cellular component: membrane. The transcript has a single exon. Gene Ontology annotation, molecular function: olfactory receptor activity; G protein-coupled receptor activity; odorant binding. Gene Ontology annotation, biological process: G protein-coupled receptor signaling pathway; sensory perception of smell. The record is from RefSeq and is a predicted model, not a curated record. NCBI's taxonomy places the organism in Eukaryota, Metazoa, Chordata, Mammalia, Rodentia, Caviidae. The coding region runs from base 1 to 936 and encodes 311 amino acids.
AUGGGUGAGAAGAAUAUAACGUCACCAACUUACUUCACCCUGCUGGGACUCACAAGGGUGCCAGAGCUGCAGUUUCCUCUAUUUAGUGUCUUCCUCUACAUCUAUGGAAUCACAGUGGUGGGUAAUGUGGGCAUGAUUGUUCUGACCAAGUUGGACUCCUGUCUGCACACACCUAUGUAUUUUUUUAUCAGACAUCUAGCUUUCAUUGAUCUUGGCAAUUCCACUGUCAUUUGUCCUAAGAUGCUGGUCAAUUUUGUUGUGGAUCAGAAUACUAUUUCCUAUCAGGCAUGUGCCAUGCAGCUGUGCUUCUUCCUUAUGUUCAUCAUCAGUGAAUUCUUCAUCUUGUCAGCUAUGGCCUAUGACCGCUAUGUGGCCAUCUGCCACCCUCUGCUCUACAACAUCGUCAUGUCCCAGAGACGCUGUCAUGUGCUAGUGGGUGCUACAUACCUCUACAGCACCUUUCUGUCUCUGAUGUUCACAGCUAGGAUCUUUACACUGGACUUCUGUGGCUCCAACAUCAUCAGGCAUUUCUAUUGUGAUGAUGUCCCUCUGUUACCUAUGCUUUGCUCCAAUCCACAGGAAAUACAGUUGUUGAUCAUAUUCUUUUCAGCAUUCAACUUGAUUUCCUCACUCCUGGUAGUUCUCUUAUCCUACGUGCUGAUUGUCAUAGCCAUAUGGAAGAUGAAUUCAGCAGAGGGAAGGAAGAAAGCUUUCUCUACCUGUGGAUCCCAUCUGACAGUGGUAGUGGUCUUCUAUGGAUCUCUCCUCUUUAUGUACUUGCAGCCUGAAUCUGCUCAUUCCUUUGAGACUGAUAAAAUCGCCUCUGUGUUUUACACUCUAGUGAUCCCCAUGCUCAACCCCUUGAUUUACAGUUUUAGGAACAAAGAGGUGAAAAAUGCCUUCCACAGGGUCUUCAAGAAACAAUGCAAAUUUUAA